Molecule: messenger RNA, 1196 nt
Organism: Drosophila grimshawi
Lineage: Eukaryota; Metazoa; Arthropoda; Insecta; Diptera; Drosophilidae
Exons: 2
Coding region: 4-1092 (362 amino acids)
Source: RefSeq, a predicted model, not a curated record
UGGAUGGAUGGAUGGAUGGAUGGACGGACGAAUUUAACAAUUAGGAGAUUUACCAUGCCAAGGACCCCAGAGUGGAAACAAAGGAGAAUUGCCAACACACGAUCUCUGGACUCCGGACUCUCUGGCGAUUUUGAGGAUCCUCGGAGGCGGGGCAUCUUGCAGAACACGGGCUGCCGCCUAUACCGGGAGCAGCUCCAGAGCACGUAUAAGUGCAAUAUAUUGCAAGGAUUUAUUCUGUUCAUUGGAUUGGUCACAGUGCUGCUCAUGCUGUCUUUCCACGGCAAUGAGUCGACUGCGAUCAAUCUAGAAGAUCAGUUGUCUUUGGAAGCGCUCUGGCUGGGCGUGUCAGAAGUGCUGGGCCUGGGGGAUCGUCUGGAAGCGAAGAGGUCUCUUCAACCCUUCAACUGCGACCAGCAGCUGGACACAAGGCGCCUUUUUCGACAGAUUGGCAAGCAGGUGCUCAAUCAGGAGAAUGCUCUAGCGCGUCUGGAACGAGCCGUCAGAAGUAAGAGAUCAUUCAAAUCUGUGGCGUUGCUGGGACCACCCGGAGUGGGCAAAACGCUGACAGCAACGGAACUGAAACAACAGUUUCCCUGGCCGGAGAACGUGCACAGUUACUCGUGGAGCACCCAAGUGCCGGACGAUGCCCACAAAUUUCACCUGAUGCGUCAAUUUGUGAAGCAGCUGUCCGACUGUGGCCAGAAUCUGCUAAUCAUUGACAAUCUGUCCACUUGCGACUACAGCAUCGUGCCCAUCUACAACCGGCUGUUGCAGCAGCGCGAGGGCGAUCCGAGGUCAGCAGUUAAUCAAACUGUACUCGUGGUGUACAUCUUCAGUCUGCAGUUGGAAUACUACUGCGAACAGUUUGAGUGGCUGCAGCAAUUGCCCACGGAUACCACAAUCAUCAACUAUCGCCACUUUUCACGUGACGAGCUGCGCGACUGCCUGCGGAACGAGCUACGCUUGGAGCAACGUAUCCUGGAUGAGCUCACACUCUCCCUCGUACUGGAGGAGGCACUGCUCCAAGUCGACGACUCAGGCUGCAAGCACAUCCGUCAGCUUCUCCUGCAACACGGUCUUUUCGGCCAAUAAAUUGUUUUUAGUCUCUGUCUAUGCUACCUGUAAAAAUUAGAUAGAGUGAAUGUCUGAAUUGAAUGCAUGAUUGUAUGAAAUAAAAAUGGAACUAUUCAUAGUUA